AUGUCGGACGAAACACUGCAGGUGCAACUAGCGCCUCCCAAACCCCUCGUGGAUUUCGCUUUCUUUUCUGCAGACAAUGAAGCUGCCAUUCACCUCUUGGACCUUGUCAAGGCCGAAACUUCACUCCCAACUCUCAUAAGUAAUAAAGAGACAAUUGGCUUUCAGCUAUCAACUAUCUCAUCGUCUCAUGACUCCAGCCUCAAGGAUUUCUGGCUGAUUGGCGCCGGUCCGUCUCAUGCGACACCUGACAAGAAUUCACACCAUGGAAAGCCAGAUAUCCUGCUUUGUCCACCCGGCGAAUCUCGCAGUGCCAAUAUAGCACGCCAAUACAUUGAGGAUCUACAUGCUGGCCUCAGCUUCCAUGCAGAAUCGAACGUAAUGACGCUCACGUCAUACUCCAUGCAACCUAUCAUAUAUGAAGAAGGAGAUAUGGGCAAUGAAGAUUUAAAGCUAUGUUUGCUAGGGAGGAGGAGUUGCGUCAUGAGGCACAGGCGGAACGUCUUAUGGAUCGGUCAAUAUCGCUUUAUUCUUGAAUUUAUCGCCCAGGGUCAAGAUAAAGAGGCCAAGAUAGAACCUCAUGGCUACCGUGGCCUUUAUCCAUCACCAUCAGCCUAUCCCGCGGCGUGUUCCAUGGCAUCCUGGAACGUCUGGCUCCAAGGCUGUAUACCAGAAACAUCGGUCAUAUCAGGUGUUGACAUUUACACCGGAGAUCCGAUCGCAGUCAAGAAGUUAGGACCGGACAUAGCAUUGCGAACAGAUACUUAUUCGCGGCUCCAAGUUGCUAGUCAAUACGGCAAAAGUCUAGAAAAGGGCGUGCUGGGAAUUGUCGAUAUGUGCUUUGCAAACGUACAGUGGUCAAAACUCUAUGAGAAUCGGUGUCGCCUAUGUUACCAGACGUUAUUGGGGCUGGCUGAGCUACAUCAAAAGGACAUUAGUCAUGGGAAUAUACAUCCUGAAUCGUUACUAAUCUUCACGAAACUGGAAUCGAUGAGCGUCAAUGCAGUUAUUUCUCUUGAUAUGCAACCUCGAGAGAACCUCAAUACAAGCAUUUGUGUUGCGCCUGAAGUCUGGAAGAAGGGUGCAAGCCUGGAUAAGGAAAAGCUUGAUAUAUGGGGGCUUGCUGCAUCGUGGCUCUUUGCCUUUUUCCAAGUACCCGAAGGCCAGAAAAUGGACCAACAACUACAUGUUGUGAUGACUGCGACUAUAGAAUCAGGUGUUAGGAAAGGAUGGUACGAAAAGCCAUUUGCUCACUUACUUCGAAAAAUGCUUGCUUUCAAUCCUGAAGAUCGGCCGAGUGCGACAACGGCUCUUGCAUACGAGGCAUGGCAGCCUAUUGAAGAAGCCAGUAAAAGGAAACGGAAGCGAGAAGAUACCAAGUCAAAGAAGGUUAGGUUUGUAAAGCAGGCUGCUGUUUGUUCUUUUUAG
This is a messenger RNA of Trichoderma gamsii, 1425 nucleotides long. RefSeq lists its product as hypothetical. The transcript is spliced from 2 exons. NCBI's taxonomy places the organism in Eukaryota, Fungi, Ascomycota, Sordariomycetes, Hypocreales, Hypocreaceae. Bases 1 to 1425 code for a protein of 474 amino acids. Gene Ontology annotation, molecular function: ATP binding; protein kinase activity. The record is from RefSeq and is a predicted model, not a curated record. Gene Ontology annotation, biological process: protein phosphorylation.